GUGCAUUUCAGUUGUGUCGGUACACAGCACCUGUGCCACACUUGGCUGUGUAUGCAGGCAUGUGCGAGUCCCAGUCCACUGCCUCUCCAGGACUUAUGACCCUGCCCAACAGUGCUGUGUGUCCUUCCCCAAUAAGUGUGGCCAUUGACAGCACCCCAGCCUCAGAGAGGAGAUUUGAUGGUGGGGCACCUGCCUCAUCUCACUUCCCAUCUAUCACUGAAAGCACAGAGGCAUCCGUGUCACAGGAGAGUCAGCCUCUUGCGUCCAAGUCUCGUGUAGCCCUGUCACUCAGCAGAAUCCUUCGGCGAGGAUGCAAUGCCCCAUCCAUGUUCGCCAGUCUCUCACCAAAAUGUGCUGUGACAGCAGGGGGAGGAAGAGUACAACCACUUGGAGUGGACCAACUUGCACAGCCCCAGCCGAAGAGGAUUGCGAAUUUUUUCCAGAUCAAAGUUGACAUCCCCCCUGAAUGCCGCAUCUACCCCAUUGACUCAGAAGAUGAGGAGGAGGAGAGCCCUGGUGCAGCACAAGGGGCAGUCAAAGAAAUCAUAUGCCCUUGGGAAACUGUCACCAAACAUGAAGGUGCAGGGUAGAGAGAUACAUACCACACAGAGGAAAUGACAGACGUGCAGAAAGAUGCGCAUAUGUAACACAGUGAUCAUCGUUUCCACCUAGGCAUGCUCUGAAAGGAGGUGUUUGAAGUAACAACAUGUCAAACAUGUCUGUAUUUCUGAUAGCUUUUAGGUAGUGCCUACAUGUUCUAGUAGCUGGUGGAAAAGUGCUUAUAACAUGGUUGUGGGAUUUUAUAUUUGUAUCUGCUUGUUCUGUUUGUUGGUAUGACAAGUCGAGGCCUUAUUUUAGAAGAGUUUUCUUUUAGCAAAAUUGUCAUCAAGUUGUUCAGUAUUGCAAAGGUUUUGUACUUGUUUAUUAUUUUAUAUUUAUCAAAGAUGCAUUCACAUACACCGAUUUAAGAAAUUGUCAAUAUUUUCAUAGUUUCACUUAGUAUAUCUAGGAAGACAGCACAUAGGAAAGGUACUGUCUGAAUGUAUUACCUUUAAAGAGUUUACAGUUCACUACAGAAUGUGAAUGUGGUCAUUGUUCAUAUUUAAUUUGUGUAAGUGCCUAAAUAAAAUAUUCCAAAAAAAUGUAAUUGUCUGCUGCAAAUAUGAUUAAACUUGUACAAAUGAGAAAUUCAGUGCAUGAACCAGGUGAGUCCAUUUUGGAUCCCAUAAAAUAACAAAUAUGUUCUGGAGUGGAGCCCUGCAAUGGGAUGGCACCUCAUCCAGGGGUCCCCUGCCUUGUGCCCCGAGUCCCCUGGGAUAGGCUUCAGGCUCCCCGUGACCCUGUGUAGGAUAAGCCGUAAAGAAAAUAGAUGGAUGGAUGGCUGGAUGGAUGUUCUGAGUGGCGGCAUAGUGUGUAACACUGCUGCUUCACAGUGUGAGUGUGUAUAAAUAAAGGUGUGUAUCUUGCAAACGACUAGUGUCCCAUCCAGGGUGUGUCCCCACCUCACACUCAGUGUCCCUGAGAUAGGCUCCAUAUCCACUGAAACCCUGACCAGAAUAAAGUGAAGAAUAAAGGAAGUCAGAGCAGGGAAAACAGAUGAAAAGGGAAAGCAGGGAAAACUAAAAUGUAUUUGAUAUAGGGUCCAGGCCCAGGUUUGGAUAACGUGUUCCUUAAAAUAACUGAAGGCCAUGUCCUGCUCUUGUUGUUAUUACAGUACCAGCAGAUGGCGCACAAGGAGAAGAUGAGAAGAACUGGGCGAGUCCACAAAACAGCUGUAAGAAGUCAUGCAGCACCUCAUUUAGUGUCUUAAGUUUGUUUUGUCAGUGUACCAUACAAAUAGGCUACAUCUCAUCACAGUUACAUAUUUGUUAUGUAACUGGUAUACUUUAGUACUGUUGCUUUUCCCCCUUGCUUUUUCCCCCAACCAAAUCACAGCUAACGUCACAAAUAUAGAUUAGCUCAAACAUCUCCAUGUGGAUUCAUAAUACUGUCAGUU
Molecule: messenger RNA, 1996 nt
Organism: Ictalurus punctatus (channel catfish)
Lineage: Eukaryota; Metazoa; Chordata; Actinopteri; Siluriformes; Ictaluridae
Product: regulator of G-protein signaling 9
Exons: 2
Coding region: 60-590 (176 amino acids)
Source: RefSeq, a predicted model, not a curated record